AGAUUUUUUUUUCUAUUUUUCUUUUUUGCCUGAUUUAUCAAUUUUUUUGCUUUGUGAUUUUUGCUUUCCAAAGAAUUUUAUUUUUUAAAGUGAAAAAGAAGUUUUAAAUCUUUCUGAAGAAAUUUUCUCCGUCGCUGCUGCCUUUUGACAAAGUAAAGACCUAUCCUUCCGUUUGAUCCUUGUGUAUAACAUCAACAGCAAAUAAAAAGAAGUAAAGAAAAAGAAAAAAUGUUGGACAUUUUAAAGAAACAAGUUUUAUCAAUAAUGCCAACCGAAUAUUCGAUAACAUUGGUUGAUAAAUAUUGGAAUAAUUUUGCACAAAUCAUUAUAACAUCACCAUUUAUUUGGUUUCAUUUUACAAGCAUAAUGGCAUAUACUGAUUGGAAUCGUUUUAAUUGUAUAUAUAGAUGUUUAUUUAUAUUCUAUCUGAUUAUGGUAUUCACUGCACAUGAAUUAAUACGUUUGAUUAUUGUAAAAAUUUUAAAAAAAGAAUUAACUAUAACUGAUUUAUUGCAUAUAAUCAAACAAAUUCUAAUCAGUUCAAAACAAUGUAUAUUUGAACAUCCAUUGACUAAUUGUAUUAUUGAUAAAUGUAAAACUUUAUCAACCAUAAAACAAGGUGCUGUUACGUCAAUGAUUUCGAUUGAUAAACAAAAAUGAAAAAAUAAAUUUUAUGUUUUUUUUUGAAAAAAA
Messenger RNA from Dermatophagoides pteronyssinus (European house dust mite), 693 nucleotides. RefSeq lists its product as uncharacterized. NCBI's taxonomy places the organism in Eukaryota, Metazoa, Arthropoda, Arachnida, Sarcoptiformes, Pyroglyphidae. The record is from RefSeq and is a predicted model, not a curated record.